Hydatigera taeniaeformis is the source of this 297-nucleotide messenger RNA. The record is from the annotation of a GenBank genome assembly. Lineage: Eukaryota; Metazoa; Platyhelminthes; Cestoda; Cyclophyllidea; Taeniidae.
AUGCCUCACGGCCAGUCAAAUGAAUCAGAGGUUCGUGCGGAAAAUGUUCGUCUGCUUAGUCCACCGACAUCCGCCAUUACCGCAGAGUCCAAUCACGUUGUGGGUGCAAUGUCGCGCUCACGCCCCCGUCUUGGUCUCCUUCGUUCCGAACACGGGCUCUUCUGGCGACAUCGGCUUCCAGAAAUGGCUGCAAUGCUUCGUCUUCGCGCUGCCUGCAAAUCCGUCGUCCGUCGCGUUCUUGAGAGUCGUGGUUAUUUGGAGGUAGGGCGCUCCCUCUCUACUAUUCGCUCAAGUUGA